This is a messenger RNA of Phalacrocorax carbo (great cormorant), 2874 nucleotides long. The record is from RefSeq and is a predicted model, not a curated record. NCBI's taxonomy places the organism in Eukaryota, Metazoa, Chordata, Aves, Suliformes, Phalacrocoracidae.
CGCGUACCGAGGCGUGAGAGGGACCAGCGCGGCGGGCGGACCGGGCGGGUGGUGGGCCGCCAUGGCGUCGCCCCCGCUGGCGGCGGCGGCCGGGAGCGGUGGCGAGGCGAGCUCGGGCUCCGAGGAGACGGGGACGGCGCCGCCGGGCCGCGACCUGGCCGAGCAAUUCGAGCAGGCGGCUCAGCGGUUGCCGGCGCUGCUGCCCGCCGCCAGCAAGGAGCAACUGCUCUACCUGUACGCCCGCUACAAGCAGGUGAAAUUUGGAACCUGUAACACUCCCAAGCCAAGCUUCUUUGAUUUUGAGGGAAAGCAGAAAUGGGAGGCCUGGAAAGCCCUGGGAGACACCAGCCCUCAUCAAGCUAUGCAGGAGUAUGUUGCUACAGUGAAAAAACUGGACCCUAGUUGGAAUCCACAGACAACAGAGAAGAAGGGAAGAGAAAGCAAAACUGCAUUUGGAGGCCCAGUUGUCAGCUCAUUAUAUCAAGAAGAAACAAUCAGGGAAGAGGACAAGAACAUUUUUGAUCACUGCAGAGAAAACAACAUUGACUAUGUAACUAAAGCCAUUCGAUCAAAAAAAGUGGAUGUGAAUGUCACAGAUGAGGAGGGCCGGGCUCUGCUCCACUGGGCAUGUGACAGAGGACACAAGGAACUGGUUUCAGAACUGCUACAGCACGCUGCUGAUGUUAACAGCCAGGAUGGGGAAGGCCAGACUGCACUCCAUUACGCUCUCCUGAUUACAGCCGGUGUCAAACUGCAUCCUGCGGUGGGUUAUAAAUCCUGCCUCCUUCCGAUCGGCGCCAACCCCAGGUUUAAUUGGAGGUUAAGUGGAGGCCAGCCGGCAGCACGGUCCGAAGGCACCAGCUCACCAGUGGGACCCGCCGCGGGACCCGCUCUCCUCCGGGCUUGGGGCAGCAGUCGGUGACGUGUUGAUUGGUGUGAGCACAGGCUCCCCACUAAACGGCCCCUUGGUCUUCGGCUCCUCUCCAUCCAUCCAUCCAUCCAUCCAUCCGUCCACCCACCCACCCACCCACCGGGAAUACUAAAAUCAUUGCCGCUGCCUCUCCCAGAGGAAAUCAAGGCUUCUCCGAGCGAUUGUGGCCACGUGGCUGUGGAGUGGGCAGGCUCUGUAUCCUCAUGGGCGCUCCGGCUUCCCUGCAAAGCACCAUCUGUUCGGCUCUUUCUGUGCUGGGGCAGGGCAGUGGGAGGGAACGCUGGAGGGAAAAUAAAUAAUAAAAAAAAAAAAAAAGAAAGAAAUUCAUCAUCUGAACCCUGAGGAUUAAUGGAGUCGGAAGGCGAACUGCGCUGAAUGGAAAUUCAUCUUCACCCGUGCCAGUGUCAGGGCUGCUGCUCCGGCCCUUGACAAAUCGAGGGUCCUGGGGUGCGAUAAAUCCAGCAGCUGUGCUCGUCCCCGGGGAUGUCCCUGGCCCACUUGGGGACAUAGACUGUGCCUGCCAGUGGCACUGGACGAGGAAGCCACCUUUCCCCACGUGGGCACCAGCUCCCCAUCCCCAGGAGCUGCCACUGCAGCUUCCUUGGCACCUCUGGAAGUCUGCUAUCUGCAAGGGUGCUGUGCUGUCACUCCAGGAUGUGCCCCCAGCCCUUCAGCUCAGCCUCCCCACGCCCCCACCUGCUUCCUCACCAACCCCUCCCCCCCUUUUUUUUACCCUUUUUUCCCCCUUUUUUUAUGUUUUUCAGUAUAAGCUCAAAUCACAUGUCAAAUUUAUUUUCAUUAAGUAUUGCCGCUCAUCCCUUUGGGUCAGUAGAAAACUGCAGAGUAAUGCAAAAGAUGCUCUAAUUACUACAUUUAACAUCAAAAAAGAGUGAGUUGGUUAUGUUGUAAAAGCAGCUGAAAUAUAAUUAAAACCAGUCACUAUCAAUGUGAGAGAAAGCUGCCAGCUUUGCGGUCUUGUAGUGCAGGUUGGGGCUGAGGCAGAUUUUGGCUUCACUAGGAUCUGCGUUGCACGGCCUAAAAGGAAAAUCCAGGGACUGGGAGUUCUGCUGACAUCGGCCAAGUUCUUCAGUGUUAAGAGUUUUUCUGGUUUGCCUGGUUCUUCUUAUUUUAACAUCCUUAGACAAGGUUGGAGAGGGAGCUGAAAGCUGCCAGGCUGUCAUCUGGACAGGGAAGAGCUCGGGUGAAACUUGAUUCUAUCUUGGCAGAGUAAAUUGGGGUUGAAAAAAAUAGUUGCUAGUGGACAUAUGGGUUAGAAAUAAGAAUGGUGUGCCAUUACUGGCUGUCUGUGGGCACAGGCAUGUGCCCCUGGAGCCGAUGCUCGGGGAAAGUCCAGCCAGCAGCUAAAAACCAUCCAAAUUUUCUGCAAGGAGAAAUGAUGGAUGAAAGCAGGGAGCUGCCUGUAGAGCCCUGGGAGGAUCAGAAGGCUGGUGAGGGGCAGGGGUUUAUAAAUGUGUUAUAAAUUAAAUACAUUAUAAAUUCUGGGUACAAAAGCAGGCAGAGAAGGCUUUCCCAGGUGGCACUUUGGGGCCCUCUGUGGUGCUGCCUUUCCCAGGGUCUGUCGCCAGUCCUGGACAUGAAGGAGCAUCAGCGAAACUGUGCCCAGGCAGCCUGUGCAUCAUCCCAGUGAAGCCCUGAAAAACACCCAGGCUCUGGUUGCACCAAUAACACCCUCUCAGGACUUCUGGCUUUUCACUGCUUUCACUCUGUUUUUUCUCUUUCCUUUGCACUGUUAAAUCCAAAGGCAAAUAAUACAUUGAGUACUGAACACUGCCCUGAAAAAUGAUCUGCUCCGCCUGGCCAGGUGCUGAGACGGCAUUUCCAGCCUCUGGCACAGCCGUGGGAAAUCGCCAGCUACAGCACUGCUCCAGAAACACCCAUCACCACUGCCUUGGGUCAGGAUCCCCAGACUCACCCUUCCCUCU